Messenger RNA from Paramecium tetraurelia, 1749 nucleotides. RefSeq lists its product as uncharacterized. NCBI's taxonomy places the organism in Eukaryota, Ciliophora, Oligohymenophorea, Peniculida, Parameciidae. Gene Ontology annotation, biological process: protein phosphorylation. The record is from RefSeq and is a predicted model, not a curated record. Gene Ontology annotation, molecular function: protein kinase activity; ATP binding. The transcript has 4 exons.
AUGAAAGAUGUUGAGUGUUUAUAUAGAAACAAAGCCAUUUUAGAAGAGAAGGUGGCUUAAAGAUCUUCAAAACAAGUUUUAGUGGAAGCUCUCUGUGAUGAUUUAGAUGCAUUUUUGGAAUAUGAGAGUCAAAUCACUGGCUAAUACUUAAGAAGCUAAAAUCAAGUGAUAGGCAGGAAAUAAUAUUCAUUCCUGAUUCCAGAAGGUGUGACUUUGUUGCAAUUUAUCUAAUAGAAUGGGAAAUUAUCAACUAAUCAAAUCUCAUAGAUUUACGAAUAAUUAUUACAGGCCUUAUAUCAAAUUCAUUUAAAAUUCAGUCUAGGAAGAUGCUUUCACAUUGGUAAUAUUUAUUAUCAAAAUAAUUCAAUUUAAAUGGCUGCCUUUGGAUUUUAUCCUAAUUUAUAGCUAAUUCCUCCCGAAUCCUUAGAAAAGAGAGAAUAAAGUCAGAAUAGAGACUAUGGUUAGAGUAUUGAUGUUUGGUUGAUUGGUUGUAUUAUUUAUUAGUUGUUUACUGGUGAAGUUUUGAAUAACUUUAUGACAAUUAAAGAAUAUCGGUCAUUUUAUAAUUAGAUUUAAUCAUUACAAAUUGAAAAUGAUUGGAAGAAUCGUUUAAUUAACAUGCUUAAUCCAAUCGAAGCUUAGAGGUGUACAUUCUUUUCAAUGCAUCAUGAAAUUUCGAAUAACAAUUAAGAGGAAGUCAGAGAAUUUUACAAAACUAUUUUUUUAUCUUAGAAUUACUCUUAAUUGAUAAAAAUUAGAGAAUAAAUUGACGAUAAUUUUAUAGAAUGGGCUGUGCCUAAAGAAUUUACUAAAUAAAUGGAAUUGCCAAAAGUAUUGAAUCCUUUUCGAACUAGAAUUCAACUUUGCAACCCUCCUCUUCAAAAAUAAGAGAACCCUUAUCCAAGAAUAGGCAUUACGGCUUAUUACUCUUAACCUAUACUACCUAUUCGAUCAGUAGAUCCAUACCCUAACCCUUCCAACCCCAGUCCUCUAAAUGAUUAUCCUGAUUUAGUCAUUUUACCUUAUAAAUGCAGAAAUCAAACAGAAUUUAAUUAAUAUAAAGAUAUUUGGGUUGAAUUACAUUUUGAAUCAUACAAAUGGUAUUUGAUGAAUUCUUUAAAAGAGCAAUUGGAAGAAUAAUAAGAUGGAAAUCCUGCUGAAACUUGGUCAGUUUAUUGUUUACUAAAAAUGUCCAUACUCAUGAGAAAAGAAUUUAUUGAUUAAUGGAGUACUAAGAUCUUGGAUUUUGAAUAAGAGAAAUGGUAGAAUUUUAUAACCAGUGGAUAAGCAAAAAAGUUUAUAAAGGAUCUAGGAAUGUAACUUGAUGGAGACAGCGCCAUUAUAAAUUCCUAUUUUAAGAAGUGUUAAUUUAACCAACUUAGUAGAGAAGAUGAGCAUUUCUUUAAUUAAAUUAAACCAUCGAUUACAGAAUCAAUUGUAAACGAAACAUCGAAUGACUUUAAAAUACCAUAUAGAAUGACUUUGAAAAACCUUUAUCGUUCAAAAUAAAGGAGUUCCAAUAAUGAUGCGGAACAAACCUUACUUGCAUUGAAAAUCAUUAUUUGCAUGGGAAUUUCAUCCCUUUUCUUGUCUCUUAAGAGGGAAAUACUAUUUAGAUAGGUAAAAAGAACUUUAAAUAUCCCUAAUUUUGACAAUCCUUAUUACUUGGAAGAACAAUUCUUUUCCUUUGAUAGCAAUAUUUUGAAUGAACAAAUUAGGAUUAUUGAAACAGAAUAUUUUAAAUCAUGA